Messenger RNA from Rhinichthys klamathensis goyatoka, 2198 nucleotides. It is a transcript of the gene rftn2, whose product is annotated as raftlin family member 2. Bases 384 to 1697 code for a protein of 437 amino acids. NCBI's taxonomy places the organism in Eukaryota, Metazoa, Chordata, Actinopteri, Cypriniformes, Leuciscidae. The record is from RefSeq and is a predicted model, not a curated record. The transcript has 9 exons.
UUCCAACCCACUACAACUUUUGCUUUAUUAUUUCGCGGCCAUUUAGGGAGACUGGAAGUGAUGUGGUUUUUCUGGUAGAGGUUUUAAGGAAAACAAUCUGGAUUUAUUUACUAAACAUCAACUUCAGAAAGUAGGCUAUUUGAUUUCAUAAACCCUCUCGCAGCAGCAGGACUUGGUGAUCUUUGCUUGCUCAUUUAGACUUAAGCCGUUUUCUUAAAGGGGAUCGGAUACACUGCACGUCAUCCUCGGUCCAGUGCCACUCCCGAAGGAUUAAGUUGUUGGAAUAUGGAGCAAAGGCACUAAGCACAGGAGCGGGAGUCAUCUUGUGUGGCCGAGUGGGUCGCCCCGUGUCCGGCCUUGCGAGUGCUGGAAAUCCCGUUAUAAUGGGAUGCGGACUACGGAAACUGGAGGACCCGGAGGACAGCAGCCCGGGGAAAAUCUACUCUACUUUAAAGAGACCACAGGUCGAGACCAAAACAGACUCCGUGUACGAGUAUGUGCUUCUGGACUUCAGUUUGGAAGGCAGUCGGCCCACAGUGCAGUAUCUAUCCUCUCUGUGUGAGCUGCCCCAUGCCCUGCAGUCCUACUACACCCAAGGCUUUGUACUGGCCACCCUGCAUCCCAUCAUCCUCUCAGUGGGCCGGACCCGCUCUCUGCCCUGCAGCCUGCUCUACAGGGCCAUUCUGGUCCGCCCACGGUCCAGUAAUCAUGCUGUGCCGAUGAUUGACAGCUUGCCAGUGUUGCGAGUGGAGGAGUGGCCUCUACCUGGAGAGUCUCUGACCAGUGACACAGUGAGACUGCUCAUAGACAGGGUGAACAGCUAUGCCCGGGGUGGUGUGAGGUUUGUGGGAUCAGUGCUUCAGCAGGCUGGAGGAGGGGGUUGUAACGGUAGAGUGCCCAGUCCCAGGAGGGGCUGCCGCUCCCCGUCCCGCACCCCACCUCGCACGCCGCCCGGAGACGGAGAUCUAGAGGGCCGUGGCUACAGCCCAGACCUGAGAUUGUUGGUGCUGUUUCACUCCUGGGCUCCGGGCUGUGCCCCGCUGGACUCUCUCGCCUGCUGUUACCACCAGGGGGCGCUGUCCAUGCGUGUGUCCAGAAAGGGCCAAGUUGUUAGUGCCCUGGAAGCUGAUUGGCUGGAACUGACCGCAGCUUACUACCGCAAGGGCUGGUCACUGGUCGACUCCUUUAUAUAUUGGGACACACCUAAAGGUGAGCCAGUGCCCAGGUCUCUAGAGGGGCUGUUUGUCUACGAGGAGAAAAGCACAGCGCCACCUGCCAAUGACACUAUUGUAGUGGAGCAGUGGACUGUUAUAGAGGGUUCAGAUGUGAAGACCGACUAUGGUCCUCUGCUCCACACAUUAGCAGAGUUCGGCUGGCUGCUCACCUGUGUGCUGCCCACCCCAAUUAUUCGCCAUGACAGUGAAGGAAAUCUCGCCACUAAACAAGUUGUUUUUCUUCAAAGACCUGUCAAAGGCCAAUCGGUACCACGGCACAAUCAGGGAACCACGCGGCGAGAGGUGUCCAGUCACUCAGUGAGUCGAGGUGUGGAGGAAGCGCACACAGAGCUGUCGUCUCCAUGUUCAGGGGGGAUCGGUGGUUUCCCGGUGUUUGGAGGAGGGUAUCUCAGUGCACUCUCCCACCUAGAUGAGGGAGGAUUUGAGCCAGACGAUGGGGCUGCAGAAGUCACCUGUAUGUGACGCACCGAAUCAAAGACGCAAUUUGUUUUGUCCGACAGAAACCUUUGAUGGUUACGAGCUGCAGCAAUGCCCUAGAAUUUACUACGUCACAAGGACAAAGAGAUUGGCAUUCUUGUAUUAGAAACGGACUCAUAGCACUUUUAACUUUUCGUAAGUUAUUUUUUAACAAGCCAUAACGUAUCAUAGAGGUCAGUUUUAUUUUACCCUUUUAUUUUUAAUUGAAAGCACAAAGUACGUGCAAUCCUUCUCUUUUUUUGACACAAAGUAUCAAAAACAGCACUGAAAGUCACUUAUUUGCAACAGCAGUAUUUCACAGCACUCGCACGACACAACUACAUGUACAGUUCAUAUCACAUUUGUAGCACAAUAACAACACAACAGAAACAAGAAAAAGGCUUCAACACCUCAACAAAUCUUUUUUCUCUCCUUAUCACCGAGUAUCCUUCCUCACUGUUCGUUUUCCUGUUCCUUUUUUACUUCAAACCAACUGACUAUUGAGUU